Messenger RNA from Rotaria sordida, 525 nucleotides. The record is from the annotation of a GenBank genome assembly. NCBI's taxonomy places the organism in Eukaryota, Metazoa, Rotifera, Eurotatoria, Philodinida, Philodinidae.
AUGAAUUUAUUGAAUAUCACUAAACAUCUUGUUUAUUUAACUCAAACUGAAUAUGGAUAUGAGCAUUCUGCUAUUACUACUGAUGAAAUUUGUGCUUCCAAGCAGUUGUUCCAGGUUCUGAAGUCAUUUAAAGAUAGCUAUUUCAGUGAAAUUUAUACUUAUGAUACUCUCGAAUUAGCUGAUCAAUAUGAUGAAUUAACUGAUGAUGAAGAAACCGAUGAUGAAUAUGACGAAACAACCGAUCAAGAAGAAGAUAGUGAUGGUGAAGCUGAUGAUUAUAAUGAGAAUGAACACUAUGAUAUAAAAAAUCAUUUUACAUUAGAAGAAAUGGAAAAUAUAAUCGAAUGGGUUGAUGAACAUCCAAAUGCUAGAUUUACAAAUAUUUCUCAUCGAUUUCGGAAAAUCAAAUCCAUGAAACAAGCAAAUCCUUUAUCAAUACUUUUAAAAAAGAAAAUGGUAUAUCAUCGCGAUGGUACAAUAAAUUCAUUACUCGAAUUAGAUCGAAUAGAAAAGUCUGCAGCUUAA